This is a messenger RNA of Magallana angulata, 4266 nucleotides long. RefSeq lists its product as uncharacterized. Gene Ontology annotation, molecular function: protein binding. Bases 168 to 2672 code for a protein of 834 amino acids. The transcript is spliced from 22 exons. The record is from RefSeq and is a predicted model, not a curated record. NCBI's taxonomy places the organism in Eukaryota, Metazoa, Mollusca, Bivalvia, Ostreida, Ostreidae.
GAAGUAGUUGUUGUCAAGAAAUACAUUGAUGGCGGUAAAACUGACAUGGGAUUAAUGGGUGAAAGAGGCUGUGGUUCAGUGCUUCCAGAAAUAAACUAUUCGCAUCUCUAAACAUGAAGACUCUGUAAAGCUUGAAUUUAUGGUUUGCGUUUUAUUGUUUGUCAAAGAUGGCGAUGGAAAAGCAUUACACUUUGCGGGACACGCACACCCGUGCGCUCACUGCUAUCGGAUACAACCCGGCACGACGAGAGAUCUUGAUAGGGUGUGAAGAUGGUGUGAUCAAGUUCUGGGAAGCAGAGGCGGGGAAGCUGGUGAUGACAGCAUAUGAACACAAAGGAUGGGUGACCGACUUUCUCUUCUGGGCAAGUCCCAAACUGAUGUUGUCAGCUGCUAAUGAUGGGAAUAUUAUAGCUUGGUCCACCGGAGGAACUGUGUGUGAUAAAAUACCAAUUGGUAUGCCUGUGUACUGUAUGGCCAUUAAUUACCGACGUGAGCAGUUAGUGUGUGGUGUCAACGGCAGCGUCCGUGUAUAUGACCUUGAUGAAGACAAAGAAUCUGGUCAUGUCAUUAACACAGAGGUUUUGUACAUAGCGCGGGAGCACACAGAUAUUGUGCGCUGUAUAUUGUGCCAUGAGUCAAGAAUUUAUUCUGCAGGAUAUGACCAGAAGAUAGUGAUAUACGACUCCUCCUACACUCGCGACAACAGCCUGGCUCCCCUUCAUCAGCAUCCAAAAGCUCAUGAUGCAGGAAUAUGUUGUAUGAGGCUGGAAAAAGACCAUGAAAAUAAUCAGUGGUUGAUGACGGGGUCUUUUGAUAAGACAGUGAAGAUCUGGUCCAUUGAUGGGAAGUUCACUCAUAAACUGGACAAUUUUUUGGCCACCAUAUCUGGGAUCUGCUAUGUUCCACGUAACAAGACUGUGUGGGUGGCAGGGGGGACAUCCUAUGCCAGUCUGUUUGACCCUAAAUCAGGGGAUAACGUGUCUGAUUUCAUCGGAACGUUCCAGCAACAGGAAGAAGAGAAAUACCAGCUUCAGAUUCUGAAGUACAUCCCGGAGCUCAAUGAAGUAAUAGCAUCAACAAGUAGACGACACUUAGUGGUCUGGAAAUACAAUCCAUCAGGGUGUAUCACAGCACUGAAAUGUUCCAGUAAUCUAGAGAGUCUGUGUUACACUAAGAAGGUUCCUAUUCUGAUAUUUUCUGGAGACAAUGAAGGUGUGAUCAUUAAGUGGGAAAGAAUGCAGUCCAAUCAUUUCAUGUACAGUAAAGAGCUAUAUCAGCUGAGUGACAACAAACUGAAGAAACAGAAGAAAGUGGGGAGUAAGGCCAGGGAGUUAUUGUUGGAACAGCAGCUCAACCAGUCGCCCUCCAAGCUAUACCACGACACACAGUCCUCAAAAGUAGAGGCGGCCAAACAGAAAAUCAACAAUGUCAGAAGUCACUACGCCUACAACAAACCGCUGAUACCACCGCCAUCAGUUCAUAACCAUCCAAACACAACAAUACUGAAGAUAGUGUUCGUGGAGAGAUUUGACUACAUCAUAGCUGCAUCUGAAGACAGCAAUAUCUAUGUGUGGGCGUUUGAUUCUGACGCAGUGAAAGCUUUGAAGGACAUGAAACCCAUGGAUAUGGAGAAGUUGGUGGCUAAGUAUAGCAUAUUGCUGGACCCAGACUCUGAGCUACUGCCCCAAAACAGACCCAACACCUUGGAGGUUGAGACAGCUGACGAGGAGGAAGAAGAAAUAAGCAGUGUUAAAUCGGAGAGCGAUUCUGUGACCAAUCGUGUGGCGGGCUUUGUCUGUAAGUUUGUGUUUGCGGAACACAUGAGCUGCGUUACCAGCAUGGUGGUGAUCGGCAAGGAGCACGGGAUGGACACAACAUAUCUGCUGAGUGGAGGCUGGGAUAAGAGAAUCUGUAUCUGGGAUCUGGAGAAGGGAACAUUGGAAGGGACUUUCCGGAACACAGCCCCUGGUGCUUCCUAUGAGAGUUUGGAGUUCGCCUGUGAUGGGGUCAUUCUGGACAUGGACUACUCACCCAAACACAAAGAAUUUGCCUACGCUUCCAGUGAUAAGAUGGUAUAUAUAAGAAAAUUUUCCACUAAUGGUGCUAAAAUGACCUUGGUCAACACAUUGCAAGGUCAUGAGGGUGAAGUCACCUGUGUACGCUGGAACAUCCAUGGCAAAGGAUCGUGGGUAACGGGAUCUGAGGACGGAACCAUUAGAAUUUGGUCUGGAAGUGGCCUCAAUGAAUGUGAGCAAAUUCUGGCUGCACAGGGAGGAGUUUGUUGCAUGUGUAUAGACAAGCUGAAUGGAAGCAUUGUAGCUGGUAUACAGAACACCAUCAGGGUAUAUGACUGUGAACAUUACCGCUUGGUCCAGACUAAUGUUGGUCACACAGAUGCUGUCAGAAGUAUCAUCCACAUUCCAGAAAGAAAUCAGUAUGUCUCCUGUUCCUGGGACCAAACUAUCAGAGUUUGGAAUGCCUGGAAAAAACCAAAGAGAAGGGUGAUUCCGAAGAAUGAUAACAAACAUAUGACCUUGAACUCUGGAGAUGGUGAUAAGCCAACCACCUCAGGGUCCGAGAAAAAAGUGGCGUUUUCUGACAUUGAUGGCGAAGAAGAGAUGGCAAAGAUUCCUGAAGAAGACGAAGAGGAUUUACAGGUUGAAGAGGUGUGAUUCUUCAUCAUCAACAUGUGUGCCAUAAUCUUAUUGUGAUAACAGAUCCUGCUGCAUGUAAAGAAGUUAAUUUAAUUUAAUCAUGCCAAAAUUUGACUUAAAGGGCUUUAAAUCUGUGAUUCUGUCUUCAUUUGAAUGCUAAAAAUUGAUUGAACAACUUAUGUCAGGCAAAGCAGUCUUUUAAGAUCAAUGUGUUUUAUGUAUCAUUUACAUGUUUACUAUUCAUUUUAUGUAUUUAUUACCUCCAGGGUUGAAGGACUUCUGAGAUGAAAAUUAGUUUGUUAACAUCAUCUUCUUUUAUAUGCUAUCAAAGAGUAUUUUAUUUACAUACAAAGUCUUUAUUUUAUAAUUUCUAUGUAUAGAUGCACUUUUUAUUCAUUUUUUACAUUUCAUAGUUCUAUAUAUAUAUAUUAUGUACAUUGUACAAUUUUUUUUAUCAGUAUGUAUAGUCUCGAAUAUAUUUUUGUCCAGAAGUAACUCUGAGUAAGCCGGCGGUAUUUGUGCGUUUUCCCACACCUGUCUCUAGUCAGUGUGACACGGGCUCUUGGAUUUUGUGAGCUCCUCUUGUACAGACUGUGUGUUCACAUAUUGUCCAUACUUGUUUCCAACUAGUUCACUGUUCCACUAAUAUGUUAUAAAUAACUUAAAAGGAGGUAUUUCUUAGACAUAGAUUCCUGAGGAGUUGUGUUGGUUUUUGUGUGUUUUCACUGCCUAUUGUCAGUUCUGUCGCCUCUUGUUCCAAGAAUAAAUGGCCUGCUAUAAAAGUUUUCUCAGGUAGAAUGGUAUAUAUGCAGUAAAGAACUUUUUAUGAUGAUUUCUCACAUAUACAAACAGUAAGAAACCAACAAAAAUAGAAAUUUGUUAAUUAUCUUGAUACACGGCAUGCUGUUGCUAUUGAAUUGGUAGUUAGGUGCAGAAAUAUCUUUCAUUACGUAUAUAAGAAUUUGGGGACAGUUUGUGACUGUCGUAUUCCUUUCAGAUUAUUGUAAUUAAUUCAAAUAUUUACGAUAAUAGCGUAAGUCUGCACCACAGUGAUGUAAUUCAUCCAGUUUGCGCUAGAGUAGUUCAGUGUUUGGAAUCGUUUUUAUGUGAUUGCCAUUUUCAUGCAUUUCUUGACUUUAUUUUUUUUUGUAUGCUCCUGUAUUUAGAUGAUGAAUGUGUUUAUACUUAGAAAUACUUUAAAAAGGUAUUGAUGGCUGACAGUUCUUUGCUAUUUAUCAUUGAUUUUAAAAAAAAGUGGAUUCUUUUCAGUUGAGACUAUCCUUAAUUGAAGCAAUACCCAAAUUUACAAAAUGAUUAUAUGGGUUAAAAAUAAACUGAGUGUGAUGAAAAUCAGUGUGCCAAAACUUUAACCAUGACCAUCAACGUUUAUCAGGGUUGUGAAUUGUGAACUUAACACACAUUUUUGUUACAUUGUGAAUCUGUUACUGGUGCAUCCGUCCUCUAAUGUGCAUCUAUGAUAGUCUUUGAAGAGAAAGAAGUGUCUUAUUGAUUGAUACAAAGAACAUAUACAUGUAUAUCAAUCUUUGAAUAAUUAUUCUGAAUGUUUAUUUUGUGCAAUUUUUGCUUUCAUUAAAAUUUAUAUGAUGUCAUA